CCAACAGGGUUAACCAUAGUCGGUAAUCACACCAAGAAAGUUAGUAACUCGGUGGGCACACCGACGAUUCGAGUUUGGCGCGAUACGCAAUAGAUAAACGUAGGAAAUUGGUAGGAAAUCUAUUCUCUUUCUCUUUAUUUCUUUACGUGGCAAACGCUGGCAAACGCAAAACGUGCAGAGCGCAACAAACGUGGUGCUGUGGAACCUAACCUACGAAUUAAUACACAGAAGAAUAAAUUUAAAGUGCAAAAAUGUACUUAAUGUAUUAUUUAAAUGAAAACGGAGAUCGAGUGUACACGCUGAAGAAGAUGGAUCCACAUGGUCAUCCAACAUUAUCAGCUCAUCCAGCUCGAUUUUCGCCGGAAGACAAAUAUUCCAGAGAAAGAAUAACAUUAAAACGUAGAUUUGGUUUGUUACUCACACAACAACCAUUACCUACUUAUUAAUAUUUCUGACUUUUAUAUGUACAUGUAUGAUUCAAAAACACUAUUCUUCACAAGAUUCAUAUAUGAAUACAGGUAAUGUACAUAGCUAAUUGAUAUUAGGGAAGCAUCAGUGUACUAUGUGGCCUGUUUAUUAGAUUGUAUUAUGUCCAGUACUUCACACACUAUCAUUGUCAUCAAAAAUAUGUAUUGUAUAUAUCAGUAAUUACUUUUUGUAACAAUUUAAAUGUACAUAUAUUUCCCAAUAAUUUGGUUUCUGAUAAUAUACUGAAUGUAAAAAUACAUUUCAUAUUUAAUAGACAUAUUGUAUGUAAUGGAUUAACUGUUCACCUUCUUUAAUAAAAUCCUUUUUAUUCAGA
Messenger RNA from Ceratina calcarata, 802 nucleotides. It is a transcript of the gene Nop10, whose product is annotated as Nop10 ribonucleoprotein. Gene Ontology annotation, molecular function: telomerase RNA binding; snoRNA binding. Gene Ontology annotation, cellular component: box H/ACA snoRNP complex. Bases 252 to 446 code for a protein of 64 amino acids. The record is from RefSeq and is a predicted model, not a curated record. Gene Ontology annotation, biological process: snRNA pseudouridine synthesis; ribosome biogenesis; rRNA pseudouridine synthesis. The transcript is spliced from 3 exons. Lineage: Eukaryota; Metazoa; Arthropoda; Insecta; Hymenoptera; Apidae.